CUCACGGCAGCUACAAAAGCCAAGUUCCUUCCUCUCUGCACCUCUCUCUUGUCAGGCACGGCGAUGAAGCCGACGUCGGUGGGGAGCCGCAUGGCCGGCGGCGAGGGGGCGAAGGAAGAGACGCCGCAGCUGUCGGGCCCCGUAGCGGCCAACCAUGGAAGGCAAGAAAGCAAGCCCCGCGAAGCAGGAGUCGUCGUUUCGUUUGGAGCCCGGUCGCCGGCGGCGGCGGCGCCGCGCCCGAGGAGGCUGACGACGGUGCUGGUGGUGGACAAGGCCAGGCUCUGCUGCUCGCUGUGCUCCCUCGCCUUGAAGCGCCCCAUCUACCAGUGCGCGGUGGGGCACCUGGCGUGCGGCAGCUGCCGCACGAAGCUCCAGGUCAACGCCUGCCGGACGUGCGGCGACCGCGGCGCCGCCUCCGCCUACGCGCUCUGCCCCGGCCUCGACGUCUUCUACGGCGAGCUCCACCUCCCGUGCCCCUACGAGCCGUACGGGUGCAAGAGCUACAUCCCCUACUACAAGGCCGCCACCCACCAGGGCGCGUGCGAGCACGCGCCGUGCCUCUGCCCGGAGCCCGGCUGCGCCUUCGCCGCCCCGCCGCAGGCGCUGCUCGCCCACCUCGCCGCCGCGCACUCCUGGCCCGUUCACAAGAUCCCCCGCUUCGGCGCCAUCCACGCGCUCCGCGUCCCGGCGGCGGGGCCGGACCGCCUCCUGGUCGUGGCGGAGGAGGAGGAGGUGAAGGAAGGGGAGGAGGACGACGGCGAUGACGACAAGGACGACGACAUGGAGGGCCCGGAGGUGUUCGUGCUGUCCGUGCGCGCGCGCGGCGAGGCCACCGCCGUGUCGGUGGCGUGCGUGAGGGCGAACGCCAGGGCCGGGCCGCAGUACAAGUGCGUGCUCUGGGCGAAGGCGCCGGCGACGCGUGGCGCGGCGGGGCGCGCGGCCCGCCGCCUGUGCAUGGAGACGGACGUGCCGAGCUGCGCGCAGCCCGGCGAGGCCGCCGUGGAGGACGGGAUGUGGCUGGGCGUGGCGCCGGUGAUGGUGCUCGGGGCGUCCAGGGAGAUCCACCUCAGCGUGCUCAUCGACAAGAUCUGACCGUGCCCUGGAAGCGGCCCUGCCCACCUCCGCCGUCGCCGCCUCUAUCGGGGGAGGGAUUCGUCUCCGUUCAAGUGUAGGAUUAGAUAGUGGUUUUCGUAGCAAUUCCGUGGAUGUCACUAAUGAAUUUGCGGUUCGACUGUGAAGUAGUAGUAGCUCCAAAGAACUGAAAUUUGCCCAAGGUUUUCACCGGUCUUAUGUGGAUGGUUGAUAUUUUGGUGUGAUCCACCUUAUAGUGUUCUCAUUGGUUCUGUAA
This is a messenger RNA of Setaria italica (foxtail millet), 1348 nucleotides long. Its product is annotated as E3 ubiquitin-protein ligase SINA-like 5. Gene Ontology annotation, molecular function: zinc ion binding. The transcript has 2 exons. Bases 64 to 1092 code for a protein of 342 amino acids. Lineage: Eukaryota; Viridiplantae; Streptophyta; Magnoliopsida; Poales; Poaceae. The record is from RefSeq and is a predicted model, not a curated record.